Messenger RNA from Dendronephthya gigantea, 3467 nucleotides. Its product is annotated as solute carrier family 12 member 2-like. NCBI's taxonomy places the organism in Eukaryota, Metazoa, Cnidaria, Anthozoa, Malacalcyonacea, Nephtheidae. Gene Ontology annotation, cellular component: membrane. Gene Ontology annotation, biological process: chloride transmembrane transport; sodium ion transmembrane transport; potassium ion import across plasma membrane. The coding region runs from base 202 to 3072 and encodes 956 amino acids. The transcript is spliced from 6 exons. The record is from RefSeq and is a predicted model, not a curated record. Gene Ontology annotation, molecular function: sodium:potassium:chloride symporter activity.
UAUGUUAUAUGCCCAUAUUAUAUCGCUGUUAAUAUAUAAAGUAAAUUAUCUGAGAGAUUGAGAGUGACUCGACAUUUAUAAUGCCGUUCAGUUCGAAGACGGAGUUGCUCUUUGUAAUGUACGUAUUUUGGUGACGAUAUGUCUCUAGAUAUGAUAUCUGUUUUGUGAAACGGAAAGAAAGAUAGAGAGUCCUCGGCCGUUAUGGCCGAACCAAACAAUGACAGGUCUACAACCAAAAGUAAUUUACGCUUUGCUGUUACAACUGUUGAGAGCGAAGAGACAGAUGAUUUUCACAAAAAUGAUACAACUCUAUGCCCUAGUACAGCUGAGAAUACCAUUGGUUAUGGUACACAUGAAGCAGUUCCUAUGACAGUGUUUUAUAGAAAUGAUUCGUCUCAUGUUCAAGGGAAUGCGAAAGGUAAAUCAAGGCCAACACUAGAUCAAUUAAGAAAAGGGUUUGAAAGCAACAGCCCAGAAAUACAGCCUAUGGUAGCAGAUGAAGAGACAGGUGUCACUGAUCUAGAAAACAGACCAUCAAUAAAACUAAAUAAAUUUGGCUGGAUCAAAGGCGUUCUGGUACCAUGUCUAUUGAAUAUCUGGGGUGUUAUGUUAUUCCUCCGCUUGACUUGGGUAGUUGGUCAAGCAGGCAUUGGUCUUUCUAUUGUAAUAAUUUUAUUGUCUGCAUCUGUGACAACGUUAACAUCAAUAUCAAUGUCUGCAAUCUGUACCAAUGGGCAAAUUAAAGGAGGUGGAGCAUACUAUCUCAUAUCGCGUAGCCUGGGCCCAGAAUUUGGUGGCUCGAUUGGUCUGAUCUUUUCCUUAGCAAAUGCGGUAGCUGUGGCAAUGUACGUUGUUGGUUUUGCAGAAACUGUCGCAUAUAUAAUGGCAGAAAGCAACUCUCUUAUGAUAAACGAAAUAAACGAUACUCGUAUCAUAGGACUUGGCACAGUUGUCAUACUACUUGGCCUAACAUUGAUUGGCCUGGACUGGGUGCUUAAGGCACAGUUAGGUUUGCUUUUUCUUCUUCUUGCUGCCAUGAUUAGUGUUGUCAUUGGCUUUUUUGUAGGACCUUUGAACGACAAUACCAAAUCUAAGGGUUUUGUUGGUAUAAGUUCAUCGGUGUUUAGUGAAAAUUUUCCCCCCAGUUACACAGGAAAAGAGAAUUUCUUUUCUGUUUUUGCCGUCUUCUUCCCCGCAGCCACCGGCAUUCUUGCUGGAGUCAAUAUUUCUGGGGACUUAGACGAUGCUCAACAGGCGAUCCCUAAAGGAACAUUUCUUGCAAUCGGAGUAACUGGUGUCGUUUAUGUACUUCUGGGUAUAAUGGCUGGAUCUUGCGCUGUACGAGAUGCAACAGGAAUUGUUAAUGAGACGAUCACGUGUGCCAUGAUGGAGUGCGAAUAUGGAUUAAAUAACGAUUACCAGCUGAUGCAAAAGAUUUCGAUCUGGGCUCCGUUGGUGAUCAUUGGUAUUUUCGCGGCAACAUUAUCGUCUGCACUCGCCAGUUUAGUUGGAGCGCCUAAAGUUUUUCAAGCUGUUUGUCGAGAUGAAAUAUUUCCUUACAUUAAAUAUUUUGCCGAAGGAAGGGGACCAAAUAACGAACCUCGAAGAGCAUAUAUUCUCGUCUUCUUUAUAGCUUCUGGCUUUAUUGCGAUUGCUGAACUCAAUGUGAUUGCUCCGAUCAUCUCCAACUUCUUCCUAAUGUCCUAUGCCCUAAUUAAUUAUGCUGUGUUCGCAGCAUCAUUGGGUCGGUCUCCGGGUUGGAGGCCAUCUUUCAAGUAUUACAAUAAAUGGGUUUCCUUGUUCGGAGCAUUGUUAUGUAUUGCCAUUAUGUUUCUCAUUGAAUGGUGGGCAGCUUUGGUUACAAUUGUCAUCAUCGGAGCUCUCUAUAAAUAUGUCUCGUAUACUAAACCACAGGUUAACUGGGGUUCCUCGACGCAGGCAGUUACAUAUCGCACGAUACUUGCAAUGAGUUACCAAUACAAUGAAGCAGAGGAACACGUGAAGAACUUUCGACCUCAGUGUCUUGUAUUGUGCGGGUCGCCUGAGAAUCAUGAAGAACUGGUUCACAUAGUUUCACAUGUAACUAAGAAUAACGGAUUGAUGAUAUGUGGUGAAGUGACUGAUUCUGUGGGCACUAAACAAGAUGUUCGUAAGAAAGCCAGGGAAUGGCUUCAUCAAAAUAAGAUAAAGGCAUUCCACUGCAUAUGUACAGCCCGUGAAUUUCGCUCUGGCGUGAGCAGUUUACUGCAAUGUACUGGACUUGGCAAGAUGAAACCAAACACAGUAUUUUUGGGCUUCAAAACAAACUGGAGGGAUAGCUUAAGUAGAAACAGUGCAAAUGAUGAUGACGCAGCCGUAGGGGAAGAAGAGAUACGGGUAGAUACACAAGACGAAGGCCCGACACAACUUUCAAAAGAUUUUGAAGAUUCUAAGGGAACCAAAGACUAUGUGAAUGUUAUCCAAGAUGCGUUUGAUCAAAAUUUAGGCGUCGCCAUUUUUAGAUCAAAUUUUAAUGACACUGAUAAUAUGAAGAACGCAUUACGUAUUUUGAAUGAGAAACGCGAGGGAACCAUUGAUGUCUGGUGGUUGUUUGAUGACGGUGGACUUACGUUGCUCAUUCCGUAUUUGUUAAGUCUUAAUCGUUACUGGAAGAAAUGUGAUUUGCGUGUGUUUACCCCGAAAUCCAUGCAGAAAGAGAGUGAGUUAUCCACCAGUAAAAUCCGAAUGGUUAAAUUGCUGAAACAAUUUCGCAUCGAUGUUUCACGUGUUAUAGAGUUUGAUGGCAUAUCAGAAAAACCGAAGGACGACAGUAUUACGGAUUUUACAAACCUUGCAGGGCAUACGGUGGAGGGCGAAAACAGGAAGAGGAGCUUGCGUCACAUUCGGUUGGGGGAACUACUGAAAAAGCAUAGUAAUAAAGAUACCAGUUUGAUUGUGAUGACUUUACCUGUUCCCAGUGAAGCAGUUGAGCCUACCCUUUACAUGAGUUGGUUAGAAAUGAUGACCAGAGAUUUACCUCCUAUCUUGUUGAUUCGCGGGAAUCACACAAAUGUACUAACAUUCUAUACCUAGAUAUGAUAUGUAAUAUAGACAAAAUUCAAAAUCUAUGACUAAGAGAUAAAGAUAAAAAAGCUAGGAUUCUAUUUAUUUAGUACACAAUUCGAUUUAUUAUUGAGUAGAUUUAUUACUGAAAUUUAGGGCCAGUAAAGGCUCUUUUCUUCUCAUCGGAAAAGCCCGACAACUUAUCGGACUACAUGCAAAGAGAGGUGCUUUCUAUAAAAGUAAACGUUGUAAGAUCAUCGUAUUUGUUUCAAAAAGAGUAUAAAAGAGCUCUAGUCUUUAUUUAUGACGAUGAAAUUAGAGAAAAUUGUUAGGAUAUAUUCUACAAAUAAUUCAGUAUUAUUAUUGCUAUUUUGUUAUUUAUCUGUACGAAUAACUUGUAGGAUUAACAAAUUUCAUUUGUGCUA